This is a messenger RNA of Phaedon cochleariae (mustard beetle), 348 nucleotides long. NCBI's taxonomy places the organism in Eukaryota, Metazoa, Arthropoda, Insecta, Coleoptera, Chrysomelidae. The record is from the annotation of a GenBank genome assembly.
AUGAAACCCCAAUUACGUGAUGCCGAGAUACAGGAGUGGUACAAGGGCUUCCUGAAGGACUGCCCGAGCGGCCACCUCUCCGUCGACGAAUUCAAGAAGAUCUACGGCAACUUCUUCCCGUACGGCGACGCCUCGAAGUUCGCCGAGCACGUGUUUCGCACCUUCGACGCCAACGGCGACGGCACCAUCGACUUCCGGGAGUUUCUGUGCGCGCUUUCUGUCACGUCGAGAGGGAAGCUCGAGCAGAAGCUCAAGUGGGCUUUCAGCAUGUACGACCUGGACGGCAACGGGUACAUAUCCAGGCAGGAGAUGCUCGAAAUCGUCACGGUGAGUAACGACUCGCGCUAA